UUCAGAUCAGUCCUAAAACCCUAAUCAACUUCUCUCCACUCUAGCGGCGGUAAGCUUCCUUCUACGAUCUACACCCUCCUUCGUCCCUCCGCCUCUUCAUUUCCUACGUAUGUUUUAGUAACUCAACGAAGCUCGAAGUGUGUAUUCAGAUUAAGGCCACCUUUAAGUUUAUCUUCUGUUCGAUUUGCUGAAACAGGGUAACCGGAGCAGGAACUAAAAUGGCGACAGUUCCAGGCCAAUUGAUCUGGGAGAUCGUGAAGAGGAACAACUGUUUCCUCGUGAAGGAGUUCGGCCGUGGCAACGCCGGCGUUAGGUUCAGCAAGGAGACCAACAAUCUCUACAACCUCAACUCCUACAAGUACUCUGGUUUGGCAAACAAGAAGACCGUUUCCAUUCAGCCUGAAGGCAAGGAUGUGGCGGUUGUGCUGACAACCACAAAGACCAAGAGGCAGAACAAGCCUGCCAAUUUGAAGCACAAGUCGGUCAUGAGGAAGGAGUUCAGCUCCAUGGCUAAGGCUGUCACCAAUCAGGUUGCGGAUAACUUCUACCGCCCGGAUCUGAAGAAGGCAGCCCUUUCUAGGCUCAGUGCCAUCCACAGGAGCCUUAGGGUUGCGAAAUCCGGUGUCAAGAAGAGAACCAGGCAGGCUACUAAGAUCGCUGCAAGAAAGUGAAUUCGAAUGCUCUAGAGAGCACUUUUCGUUUCAGUACUGUCAAGAGUUUCCAGAUUAGACAAAUACUAGUUUGCAAAAUUUUGGUUUAUCAGAUCUUCGCCUACCUCGUUGUUGUCUUUGUACUGGAUAUGGUCGAAGAAUAAACUUUGGAUUUGUGAGACAUGCUAUGCCUUUAGAUAUGCACAAGAUUCAUGUUUCUAGUUUUUAAUUGCUAUGAGAUUGUUGUUCUUGAUUCUCAAUGAUCGCGGUUUUCCCAGUUCCCCAAUUUUGGUAUUGUAAAGGAGGUUACCCAUUUUUCUAUUUUCAUAGUUCAUUUAAGUCGAUGUGUAUUUGUCAAAGCACAUUGAAAAUUGGUCUGUUGACAAACAUGCUCUACAUAGAGAGAACAGAUGCAGGAAAAUUUUGCUACUACGCGAGUAAUUUCAUUUGGGAACAAACACUCUGCUAUUCAAGGAAGAAGUAUACCGUAAAAAUUAAACAUAAUUCUCAUUAUACAUAAGAUUUAUAAACUUUUUUCAAACUACCAAAGUUUCAAAGGGUUUGAGUCCCAUAAACUCGAACAACAAGCAAGUUCGACGAUGAAGAACUCGAACUAGAACCACAUCGAGUUUCUAAAACUCGAUCAAAAGUAGUUCGAUUUUGGAGAAAUCGAUCAAAGUAGAUCGAUGACAAAGGACUCGAUCAUAGUAGAUCGACUUUGGACAACUCGAUACAGCAAGAUCGAUGUCAAAAAACUCGAUCUAGUAAAACGACUUUAGAGCUCUCGAUCCAUAUCUGCACAAGAUCGAUGCCUUAAAACUCGAACAAUACAAAUCGAUUCCAAUGGACUCGAACCACUAGUCAAACCGACAUGCAUCAUAAGCUUCUUUGUUGUCAUAUAUAGAGUUUUAGAGACUCGAACUAGUGUAGUUCGAUUACACUGAACUCGAACCAAUGCUCAAUCAUUUUGUCCAGUCGCUUUCGGUCCGACAUGCUCCAGAAUACGGUGCAGGGGUAAAAUUAUUGAUUGCCCUUGAUCGAGUUUAAUUUACUCGAACUAGUGUAGUUCGAGUUUUUUGGACUCGAACCACUGCAUCAAUUUACGAGGAUAAAAAGCCAUCACUUAGCACAUUCUGACAGCUCUUUUACUUUCUAUCUUCUUUCUUCCAAACACAAAUUGCAGCUGCUGGAGUACCAUAGCUGAGCAAAGAAGAAAAUUUUUGGAGGUAAGUUCUGCUUACGUUGUUUGAAUGAACAUAUUAUAAUUUU
Linum trigynum is the source of this 1919-nucleotide messenger RNA. Lineage: Eukaryota; Viridiplantae; Streptophyta; Magnoliopsida; Malpighiales; Linaceae. The record is from the annotation of a GenBank genome assembly.